Melospiza georgiana is the source of this 2390-nucleotide messenger RNA. RefSeq names its product interleukin-1 receptor-like 2. Lineage: Eukaryota; Metazoa; Chordata; Aves; Passeriformes; Passerellidae. Gene Ontology annotation, molecular function: interleukin-1, type I, activating receptor activity. The record is from RefSeq and is a predicted model, not a curated record. The coding region runs from base 243 to 2036 and encodes 597 amino acids. Gene Ontology annotation, biological process: signal transduction; regulation of inflammatory response. The transcript is spliced from 12 exons.
GAAACACGUCGCAAUUUAGAUGAAGAGUAUCGGAAGAUGAUUUGCUGCCGCACCUGCUGAGGGAUUGCCAGCGUUUCGCAGAAGCACCAUAGUCACGGUGCUGUCACUACAUCCUGUCGGGGCUACCGCAACUCUUCCCCGCUGACUGGGGUGAAAUUUUAUGGACAUGGCUUUGCAUACCUGAAAUUUUUUCCUAUUUGGGAAAUCUGGGCAAAGAUAACCAGAGCUGAAGUCUGUUGUGAAUGAAAAGCUCCACAGGUCGAUUGAGUGCUCAAGAUGUGGACAGAAUGGCUGGGGAAAGGGAGAAAUUUAACUGUUUAUCAUGGCAGAAUGGGCAGGGAAACAUGACAGCAAAAACACUGUUUUCAUGCAAAAUUGCAACAGCAUUUCUGUCCUUAAUUAUUGCAAAGAAAUGUGAAGCCUAUGAUGUGAUGUUGAAGCAGACUCUUGUGCCUAAUGGGCAGCCUCUUGCUAUUAAAUGUUCACUGGAAAAGAGCUUGAAAAGUGGAGACUACAACUUAACAUGGUAUAAAGUUGGUAACAAGAGAGCUGUGCCUAGAGACAAACUGUGUAGAGUUCAUCAGCAGAAGAAUCUGAUUUUGUUUCUUCCUGCCAUGUUAGAAGAUUCUGGAGAUUAUGAAUGUGUCAUAAGGGAUUUGACAAGCUGCAAAAAAAUGUGUACAAAAGUAACAGUUUUUGAGAGGAUUGAUGGUUUAUGCUUAAAUGAAAAAUUUGCUGUAGAGGAGGUGAUAUUCACAUCAUCUUCUGCAAAGGUUGUUUGUCCCCACUUGGAUUAUUUCAGGAAAGACAAGAAUAUUCAUCCUGUUCAUUGGUAUAAGGACUGCCAGCUGCUGGAAGGAAAAAGGUUUGCCCUUUCAAACAGUGACCUUAUAAUUUUUAAUGUAACUGUACAUGAUGGAGGAAACUAUACGUGUGAAACAACAUAUACCUACAAUGGGAAACAAUAUAACAUUUCACGAGACAUCAGUCUGGUUGUAGAAGUGACCCCACCAAAAAAGCCUCCAGAAAUAACUUACCCAAGAAACAACUCUAUUGAAGUGGAACUUGGCUCACAGGUUACUCUGGAUUGCAACACCACAGGUGCUGAUGAGUAUGAGGUGUACUGGACAGGACAUGGUGUGUAUUUUGAUGUAUUUCACAUGGGCAGAAUUUUUGCAAGUUCCUAUGAGGGAGAAACUUCUUAUGACGGGCGCCCUAUGCAUUCUGUGAAGCUAAUAAUUUCAGAAGUAAGCAGUGAAGACUAUGAACAGCCUUUUGUCUGUCAAGCUUCAAAUGCCUUUGGGCAAGUUGCAUCCUAUAUUAUAUUAAAACACAGAGUUCCUGACAUACGACGAUGGCUGACUGGAGGGCUUGUCUCUUUGUUAAUUUUAACAUUUAUUACUUUAAUAAUCUACAAGAUUUUCAAGAUUGAUUUGGUACUUUGGUACCGUACUUCUGCCUGUGCCCUUACAAGUAAGGAAGAUGGGAAAAUCUACGAUGCAUAUGUCCUGUACACAAAAAGCAGUGAAGACAGAAGUAUAUGUUGUCUGGAAACCUUUGUUCGUAGAAUACUCCCAGAUGUUUUAGAAAAACAAUGUGGAUAUAAUCUUUUCAUAUUAGGAAGGGAUGAUUUACCAGGAGAAGCUGUGGUCAGUGUUGCUGAUGAAACUCUUAAGCAAAGCAGAAGACUGAUGAUUAUUUUGGGAUCAGAAGCAUCUAGGUGCUGCCUCUUGGAAGACACCUCUGAGCAACAGCUAGCUAUGUAUAAUGCUCUCAUCCGUGAUGGGAUCCAAGUGAUUCUUAUAGAAAUGGGUGAAAUACAGGACUACACCAGCAUGCCAGAAUCAAUCAGAUACAUUAAGCAAAAACAUGGAGCCAUUCAAUGGAAAGGGGACUUCUCAGAGAAAUCUUGUUCAGCAAACACAAGAUUCUGGAAAAAUGUGCGUUAUCAAAUGCCACCCAGGAAAAAGGGAUCUUAUUCUGAAGUGUAUUCCUUGACCCUAAUGUCAAACAGUUCUGCAGCAAAGGAAAGUUAAGCACUUAUUUAAAUAAUACUAAGAAAGUAAUUCUGAAUUGGGAUGUUUCUCACCUAUUCUUUAUACUACAAAGUAAAUGUUUUCUUUGAGGAGUAGAAACUUCUCAUCUCUUCCGUAAAUUACACCUGAAAAGAAAAAACUUUGUGCAACUUUUAUUUCUGUUACUUCUGAGUUUUGGAUAGUGCCACAAUUUUUUGUGUUAGUCUCCAUCAAAUAUUUUAAGUAAAGAGAGUGAUCAUGAUAGGCUAUUAAGAAGCUGUGGUCCACAUAAAUGUUGUAUGAAAAAACAACUGUGAAGUCCAUUGUUUAAAAAUCAAAACUGCAGUUGAUAAAAUUAAAAGUCUAUUUCUAUCA